Messenger RNA from Danaus chrysippus (African queen), 5913 nucleotides. Lineage: Eukaryota; Metazoa; Arthropoda; Insecta; Lepidoptera; Nymphalidae. The record is from the annotation of a GenBank genome assembly.
CUGAUUGCACCGGAAUACACCAGUGGGCGAUGGGGUCGUCACGUCCCGACGCCGGACUGCGCCGACAGUGGCCGAGGCCACCCGCCAACACGUAGGGCCGAUCUUGGCAGCGGCGGUGUACACCGCCGAGCCUCGUCCUGUCCACCUCCAUGGGCUGCACCCCCAGCCCGGGCCAAGACCCCACGAGGAGGUCAAGGCCCUUCCCCCCCAAUGUCUAUAUCCCACGUGCCGAAUGCCACCUUCGCGGAGCUUGUAAUCACCGAUGUCCACCCCAAUGAUGAAGGGGUAUACCGCUGUGAGAUCACCUACCUCCAAGUCGGCGAAGACUGCAACACGGUGCAAGUCACAGAUUUCCAUACAUACAUUAAACCGAAGUCUGUUGAAGUUAGAACUGGUGAAGGUCUCAUUUUAUCCGAGGGCGCCGUAUUUGGACCAUUGCUGGAAAGGACAAAGGUCAAUAUUACGUGCCUCGUUGUGGGUGGCAAGCCUCAACCAAAGGUCACUUGGUAUUUCAACGGAAGAGAAAGACUUGAUGCCCAAACCAUCACUGAUCAAUCGUCGAUACAACACGUACUCCCACUGACUGUGACUCGCGAGGAGUUAGCUGGUGAACUAACUUGUAAUGUAUCCUCAGCUGCUAUGGAUAAGGCUAUCGUGAGGAAGGUUCUGUUGGAUGUUAGAGUACCCCCAAAUAAGAUUUCCAUAUCUGGAGUAGGUGAGCAUGCUACCCAAGGAACUCUUCUGACGCUGAUGUGCACUGUGUCAGGGGCAAGACCAGCCGCGAAGAUUGAUUGGUUUAAUGGAACCCACCAGCUUAGUUCAGAGCAACAAAAUAUUCAGCAGAGGGAAACCGAAUCGAGCGACACUACAUUCGAGACUACUUCCAACCUAACAUUCGAAGCCACGAGGUUUGAGAACGGAAGAAAGUUUAUUUGUCGUGCUAUAAAUGACGUGAUGGUGGAAACAAAAGAACAUCCGAUACACGCAACCAGGGAACUUGAAGUUUGGUACCCGCCGUUAGUUCAUGUAACUCCACCGAACAUUACAAUCGUUGAGGGAUCCAAGAUUUUGUUGAAAAGCGAAUAUGAAAGCAAUCCGUCUUCAUUAAUAGAUGUAAUCUGGUACCGUGAUGGUGUUAAGGUCAAUGUGAAUAAAAGUCACUACCAAGGUGGUAAUACAGACCAACACUCACUCAUCAUCUUAGACGCCAAUGGAGAAGAUAUGGGAAACUAUACUGUUCUUCUAGCCAAUGCAGUAGGGAAUGGCACUACAAAUGAAACUAUCAGUGUUAAUGUUUUAUAUAAACCCCAAGUACGUCUUACAAUGAGUUCACCCAGCCCUAUCCUCGAAAAAGAGCAUAAAAACGUGACGCUGACCUGCGAAGUAGUUUCUGGGAAUCCUUCGAUCUUGGAUGAAGUUAUUUGGUUUCUGGAUGGAGAGGUUCUGAAACAUCUGCCUGAAUGUAAUGACACCGAUGCAUUACUCUGUAACGAAGUAGACCCAUCAAUGCUGCUACUUCAAGAUACAACGAAAAGUUUUCACGGAAACUACUCUUGUAAAGGAAAAAACUACGCUGGUUGGGGAAAUGAGAGUGAAAAAACGGAACUUGUUGUUAACUAUCCGCCCGGUCCUGCAAAAUUAACUUAUUCCCCAUGGCAAGUUGUGAAAGGAAAGUCACUAGUUCUUAGCUGCAAAAUAGAAGAAAAAGGCCGACCAGAAACACACAGAUAUCGCUGGUACCGCGGCGGACGGCCUGUAACUGAUAUCGUCUCUCAAAAUUGGACAAUAGACCCAGUGACUCUUGAUCAUAGAACUAACUUCUCUUGUCGUGGAAUAAACGCGGGCGGCGAAGGAGAGGCAGCCUUUGUCAAUAUAGACGUAUUAGCUCCGCCUAGCUUCAAAUACGCAAUGAACCACUACAGCGGCGCUUUAUACAAGUCACAGAACAUUUCUCUAUCGUGUACAGUAGAAUGUGCUCCGCUGUGUAGUGUUGUGUGGCUAAAAGACGGUCAGGUCAUUGACCCCGAGAAAACAGACAGAUACUACGUCGAAGAACGAAAAAUUGAACCACAAGUGAACAGAAACGACUUCGAAGCUACUGAAUCUACUCUGCAUUGGAAUAUGUCAGCUUGGUCGGGAGGUAUGCUUUCUCGAGGUGACUCUGCGCGAUACACUUGUCGCUCUGGAAGAAAUGCUGCCGGGCCACCAGUGAAUAGUACCACGAAAUUCGCUGUUGAAUAUGAACCGGAAAAUAUAACAGUUACACCUGAAGUGGUGUCGGUUGUGGAAAAUGAAAUACCAGCGAAAGUCGUAUGUUCUGCCAAAGGAUUUCCAAUGCCGAGCUACAGCUGGCGUCGCCUCACUCCUCACAAAUCCUCAUCUCGUGAACACAAUUCCUCACUUAUACUAUCAUCUUCGAAUGCUCUACUCUUGGGCCCUGCAGCAAGAAAACACGCUGGUCGCUAUGUCUGUGAGGCCUAUAACAGACACGGCUUUAUCAACACUAGCGUACUACUAGAUGUUAUGUUUAUUCCAGAAUGUGGUAUAAAACAGAUCGAGUUGAACGGAGAGCAAGUUUUAGUAUGCACCGCCCACGCGAACCCAUCUGAGGUAUCAUUUACAUGGAAAUUGAAGAAUGAUAACGAUAGUUUGACGGAUGAAAAGAUUUGGCAGAAAGGAAGUCAAAGUUUCCUUCGUUUACCAGCUGUUGAGGUUUACAGAACCUACCUCUGUAGAGCGAAUAAUAGUGUGGGCGCGUCUAGACCAUGCGAGAGAGAUGUUAUGGCGAACUUGGAAAGUUACAGUACGAAAGUAUGGUGGAGAGAUCAACAUAAACUGAUGUUGAUUGGAGGAGCAGCGUUGGCGUUACUAGUUCUCUUUGUAAUUCUAUGCGCCAUCAUAAUAUGCGUUUGCAGACGAAUGAGAGCUAAAUCUAAAUAUAACAAUCCAGUCGAAUUAGAAGAGCGGGAAAAUCCGGAUGGUAGCUGUCUAAACGAAGUUUCCAUAGCGCAAUCUAUAAUAUCACAAGCUUUACCCGCUUUGUCACCGCGUAUAUUAUCAUUCAGUCCGAAAUCUUCAGAUAGAACUAGACUUGUAAACUCACAGAGUUAUCCUCAUAGCAUAGAAAUGACUGUCAAAGAAAGCUCUAAUAAAGUAGAUCAAAAUAUUAAUGAAGGCACAACAGAAAAUGUUGAGACACCGAAAAUAGAACCUAAAACAGAUGUAGAUAAAGUCCAAAGUGUAGUGACGCCGAAUAAAUGGCCUCUUAAACCAGGAGUUUUGGUGCACGUAAACUCAAACCACACACUUAGCCCUAAAAAUCAAGCGAGAUUACAAAAUAGAAUACAAAAUGAGAGUAACGAAGAAAGCAAUCUUGGCCUAUUAGAAAGGAAACCAAAUAUAGAUAAUAAAAGCCCACCAAAGACUGAAUAUUCAAAGAAAACUGGAAAACCAAAGAAACAUUCACAAAAAGUAACCGGUAUACUUAAAAAUUUGAGACGCAAGAGCGAUUCAUCGGAUGAAGAAAGUGGAAAAUAUAAAAAAAUAAAUAAAACAAACAAAAGAGCUGUAACAUUAGUGACUCAUAAUAAAGGUUUUGGGCAUAAGAGAAGUAUUAGAUCCUUCUUUCAAAGUGAAACGCCAAAUGUGAUAGUCACGGAAGGAGUCGUAUCAUUUAAAAGACCCGAUAGAAUAGCGAAUGACAAAGUACCUAUAAAAGCACCGAGAAACACAAGAAAACGGAAGAAACCCGGAGAUAGCCCAGCUACGAAUGGCGUAGAUAACGCGCCAAUCACGGAACCCGGGCUUUACGAGAACUUGCCCUUCCACGGAUUACAGCAACCUCCUAAUAAGCCUGUGCAAGCGAUACAACCUAGAAUUGUCGAAACUAACCAAAAACAAACUAAAGGCAUUGAAGCGCUACAAAAACAAUUAUCAACCAACCCUUCAUUUACGCCCCGUGUCGUUUGUCCACCGUUCGUACAAAACGCAAUAAGUUACCCAGUUACAUCGAAUACUGAUUUCCCAACAUAUGGGAUACCAGUUUUAUCGCCGAUUCAACAAAUGUAUCCACUCCAUCAAACUGUCUUACUAAACCCGUACUUACCACAAAUGCAAACAUCAUUUCUAAAACAAUUUCCUAAAAUCGAUGAAGAGAAGUUCGAAUCUGAAACGAAAAAAUUUAGUUCCUUAAAUACGAGGAAUGUAAAAAAUAAACCGAAGUUUCAAUCUAUGAGGAUUGUUAGAAAACGUAACAUCGAAAGAUUUUAUCCAAACACAGAGUAUGGCGAGAAUUUUAACGAAAUUAAUAACAAUAUAAAUGAGAAUGAUGAUAAGGAAACGAGUGAUAAUAUCUAUGAAAACUAUCCGACACUAUUGAAAGUUAAUUCCGACAUAAGUGGUGUUGAACAGUUUGAGAAUUUAACUGAUUCUAUACAAAUAUGUGAAGAAAGUAGCGAUAGAAUAAAUGCAUCAACAUCUUCUUUAAAUAGACCCGUGCCAGCGCCUAGAACUAAAUUAACACCAGUCACAUCACCUGCAAAAUCUGACCAUGUCUAUGUCAAUCUUUCAAUGCCACUUAUAAACACAAGUUACAUGCAAUCAUAUGACGUCAUUGAUGGGCCAGUAAGGCCAACUAAAUCAGAAGAAAAUAUUUCCAAAAAUAUCCAAAGAAACCAAACCAAAAUAACACCGAUGGUGCCAAAAAGGACGAUAAGUUUAAAAAACAUUCAUGAUCAGUGUGAUAAUGAUCAAAACGCGAUCAAUGAGGAAAAAGAAUUGACGAAACCUAAUAUCAUAGGUGCAACACCUAAAAGAAAUACCUCAGUAAUAUUACCAUCAACCUCGCUAGUUAAAUCUGUUGUAAAUCAACUAAACGAUCAAGGUAUGAACAAGGUUGGACUGCCAAAGAAGCAAGUUAUAUUACCAAACAAAACCUUACAAAUACCAAAAUUAUCUGAAAAACCAAUACCAAAAAGAAAUUUAGUACAACGUAGCAAUUCAGUUCAAAUUAGUUCUAAUAAUAGUGAUAUCGCUCAGAAUACUAAUAUACUACAGCAACAAUACCUUCAGAAAAGAAAUCAUUUUAGCAAUAUAUCCAAAGGAAAAAACAAGAAAAACUUCCAAAUACCAUUACAAAAACAUCACAGCUUCUGCUACUUCCAACCAAUUAGAGUAGAUAAAAGGAUUCCGGUCGAUCAAGAACUAUCAUAUAACAACACAAUAGGUCCAGUAAUCUAUCAACAUCCAGAAACUCAAUAUUACACGAAAACAUUAAACAGAACAAGAGAAAAAAAUAGUCAAAAACUAAAUCGUCUCAAAAAAUCUGAAAGCUUACGCGAAAAACUAUCAUGUGUCGGUGUUUACGAUAACUAUGAGAAACCAAACUACCCAGAAUCAGAUUACAACGAAACAGAACAAAAAUCAUACCUCCAAUUACUAAAAGGGAAUUACAUAUCAAACUCAACGAGAAAUCUAGCACCGGAAUAUAAUUACAACACUAAUUUCAACACAUUGAAUAAAGAGGAUAGACCUAAACAUAAGAAAUUAGUUUACGCAGAUCUAGCGUUAGGUAAUCAUAAUUUAAAAUUUAAGAAUACAGUCAAUUCAAAUAGACAUUUAUACGACACGUAUACAAUAGGUAGCGAGUCUAAAGAAAGUAAUAGUAGUUAUAAGAACGUGAGUAGCCAAAGAAAGAAUAUCCAACAGAAAAGUGACUACGCUACACUUAAGUUCAAUGAAAUUGAUCCUUUCCUACCAGAAGAUCAAUUUAUUUACGCCGACGCGGACAUGAAAGAUUACGGGCCGAUAAACUACAAAGCAGCAUCAAUAUACGCUCAGAUGAAAAAAGUCAAAGAUCAACAGAAAUUACAAGAAAUAUACGAAAAAAAUCAUCCCGAAGACGACAUGUUGUGA